UCCACCGUUUUUUUCAAGUGGAGAGAAAAGGCGACUGACGCUUGAACGGGUGGAGACUGCUACACGUUUAAAUCCCCCGGGUCGGUUUUUCAUCUUUCAGCAAGGCCAACUUUUCUUUUUUUCCUUUUCCUCCCAUCCGUUGGAUUAUUUAGAGCUGUUUUAAUGUCGUAAGUUACAGGUCUGCAAGGGCGUCGUUGUUGGGAAGUUUAUUCCGGGGGGGGUGGGGGGGUUUGACCAGCAAAGGGCCAUGGCAGUCGAGGCUCGGCCGGAGCUGGUCGGGAAGCGGUUCCUCUGUGUCAGCGGUGACGAGCCGCCUGAAAUCGGCGACAUUGGUCGGUGGCCGUGGAGGUCCGGGGUUAUACGGGCCGUCAACCAUCGUGACAGCGACAAUGCCGAGCUGACGGUUUAUGUGGAGUUUGAUGACCAGGAGUGGGACAAGAGGGAGUGGGUGAAGGUCUAUGAGGAUUUCCAGCUGUUUCUACUAGAGCAUCAGCUGGUCUGGGCCAAGAGGAAGGAGUGCGCAGCAGCAGCAGCAGGAGGAGGAGGAGCAGGAGGCCUACUGCAGGGAUCCAAGGCCAAACACAUACAGUGGCCUGCCCUGACAUUUAAGCCGGUGGUGGGGGAGCGCCUGUUGUCUUCAGUGGCAGCAGUGGAAUUCUUAUUGGACCGGCAGCUGGACUUCCUGUCAGACCACUCAGCCUACCAUCCGUACCAGGAUGAGGUGGACAGUCAAAGCCCAGUGUUAAGAGACAACCCUCAGCUCCACGAAGAAGUGAAAGGCUGGCUCAAAGACCAGAAGGUGCAGGAGAUUUUUAUGCAAGGUCCCUACUCAUUAAAUGGCUACCGUGUGCGUGUGUACAGACAAGACUCGGCCACCCAGUGGUUCACUGGUAUCAUUACACAUCACGACCUCUUCAGUCGAAACAUGGUCGUUAUGAAUGACCAGGUGCUAGAGCCUCAGAACGUGGAUCCAUCCAUGGUCCAGAUGACCUUUCUGGAUGACGUUGUUCACUCUUUGCUGAAAGGGGAAAACAUCGGCAUUACCUCCAGGCGCAGGUCGCGAUCCAGUCAGAACAGCAACGCUGCCCACAGUCAUUACACACGAGCCCAGGCUAACAGCCCUCGCCCCAUCAUGACAUCAAUAGGCCCCAACUCUAAAGCCUCACAGGGCAUGCUGGCCUCCCAACAACUGAGCCAAUCGCAGCAGAGUCAGCAACCGGCCAGCCAAUUACACCACUCGCCUGGUGGCAGCGGGCGGGAGCAGAGAGAGCAGCGCAACUCUCGUCCUUCCAGGAGGAAGGGAUCAGAUAGCAGCGUUCCAGAGGAGGAAAAGGACCGAAGAGAAGAGGCCGCAGGGCGAGAGCCCAAGUCCAAGGUGAAGCAGUCUGCGAACAAACGCAGGAAAGGUGACGAAGAUGAGAAGAAGGCGGGUCCAAAGAAGCCGAAGACCGACAUGACAUCCGAUCUGUCCGAGAGCAGCGACUCAGAAAAUCCUCACAAUAAGAGAGCCGCCCACUCCUCUUGCUCAUCUUCUUCCUCCACCUCCUCAUCUUCCUCCUCCUCCUCCUCUUCCUCCUCCUCAGAGCCCAACUCUGAGAACGAGCUAAAGACUCGCAGCGACGUGAAACCAAGUGCCAUUUCUAAAAUGGAGGAGGACGAGAAGCCGCUUCUGCAGGGACCCGAGACCAACGAUUCCUCGUCUGUCAUUGGCCGCCUGUCUCCAUGGGCGGAGCUUCAAGCAACAGAGGAUGUCAAAAAGAGCGUAGUGAAGGAAACGAGCAAAAUGUUAUCAAAGGAAGACGAGGAACUGGUCGCCGUAACGCAGAUCACCCAGUCUCCACGGCAACAGACGCCGCUGAUGUCUGAUGUUGUCCAGGGCGGCGUUCUGGAGAACAGCAAGAACACUGUGAAAGCGUCGUCUCGAUCCCAGACGCCGUCGCUGUCCCACCUCCACAGCGCCGGUGUGAUUGACAUCACAGAUGACGCCCAGGCCACCGUGCACCGCGAGAGCUCAGAGGCUGUGUCGGCACUGCUCGCUUCUGAAAAGGCCGAGUCCACGGCCCUUUCGCCUUACCUCUCUCUCAACCCUUCACCCGUCUCCUCGCCUCCUGUAGCGCCGUCUCCCUCGCCAUCGGAGGGAGGCCGCAGGACGGAGAUGGAACCUCCCGUGCAGCAUCAAGGCAUCUUGGGAGGCGGCGUUACGGCGACUAAGAGCGUAAGCAGCAGGCUGGAGUUUGCGUCCUCUGAGGUCAUCAGGCCCGUCACAUCUAUAGCUGAAAAUGUGUUGCUGGUGGAAAAGGAGAAAAAUGUCCUUCCUCACCAUCAUCUUCAUCAGCAGCAGCACCAUACACUACAGUCGUUCCACGCUGGCAUGAAGAGUCCCUCUUUAUCUGAAGAGACAAGAAAGCACCCUCAGCAGCAACCAGCCCCCCACAAGAUGAACACGGUGCUCCCCCCUGACAUAUCUAAACCUCAGAUCAGCUCCAGCCCAAACCCCGCUCACCUGGACUCCCUGAAGCAGAAAUCCCGCCCCGACAGCUCUCAGAGCCCCUCCUACCCCAACGCAAGUCAAGCUGAUCUCGUCAAAGCUAAGGCCCACGCAGGCCUGGCGGACAUCUCUAAACCUAAACCUAACACCUCCCCCGAGGUAUCUAAACAUAAAAUGCUGAGGUACUCGGAUACUUCCCCGCCUCCACCGUCUCGUUUGCCAGUUAAAAUCGAGUUGGCAGAACCUCCGCGGUCUGGCUUCAAGCCAGUGCGGCUAGAGUCGGGCGCGGUCAGUACGAGCAGCAGCACAAAGAGUCCGCUGAUUAUCAAGAAGAAUGAGCCCUUCACUGUUUACAGAGACCCAGCUCUGGUUCGCUCCGACGCAGAGAACUCCGCCUCUGCAACAGUCUCAUCCAAUCACGUGGCAGCCUAUCUCCAUCCCCACCUGCACGCGUUGCACUCCCCCCACUCGCCCUGCCUUACCCCUGCGUCACACCCCCACGCAGCUUCCCAUCUCCUUGCUCCUGCUCACACCUCCGCCCUGCCUCACCCACACCUUUUGCCUCCCACUGUGCUCCCAGCCAUGGCCCCUCCUGCAGCAUCUCUCCACCCUCGACUCGACUCUCCGGGAGGUCUGGGUCACCUUGCUCUGCCCCACCAGCAGCAGUACCUACAGGGCCAGGGCCACCAUUCGCCAUCUCUUCUAGCCCAAGCUCACAGCGGGGCUGCAGGACUUGGUCUGUACCCAAUCCUGUGGCAGUACCCCAACGGAACGCCAACGUCCUACCCACCAGGGCUCAACCUGGGUGGACCCACGGCUAAGUGGGUCCACCCUGAAAAUCCUGUUACUGUGAACUCUGAGGCCUCUCUUAGGAGGAAUGCUGCCAGUCCAUGGCUCCAUAAGACUGCUGCUGCUGACAGUUUGGGAAUGCUGAGCCACGUUCCUGUCCGGCCAGCCAGCGCCGAUGCCCACCGCCCUCCCGUCAAGAUCGCCCACACGAGCCCUCCGUUGUCAAAGACCAGCAUGGAUCUUCAUAAAGAAGUGGAGAAAAUCCACGCUGAGGAAAAGAACUACUUCCUGUCAAACCAGACGGUCUCGCAGGUCACGAGCCCAGGAGCUCUGUCGAUGAGCAUCUACCACACCAGCUCCAAAAACUCCCUCUCCAAGCCCCCUCCUCUCAUCAAGCACCAGCCGGAGGGAGGAGAAGGUUUAGCGGGGAAAAUCACGGAGCAGCUCAGUCAGCAGGUGACCCUCGUUCAGCCGCAGCAUCAGCUCCACGCAGGCGUAGACAGGAUAGACCGUCGCAGCCCUGCUAUUUCUCCUCCUUCCUCCACGUUGUCCUCUUCAUCUUCAGCCUCUAACCAACACCAUCACCAUCAUCACCUGCAGCAGCAGCAACAGCUCAGGGCAAUGCCAUCUCUCCACCGAGCACCUGUCUUCCAUCCACCCACACAGCACGCGCUGGAACGCAAAGAGGCUGCAGAGAGGGAAAGAGCCGCGCACGGUGGACGCCUCUCUCCUCCAACCCUCACUCCCAUUCAGCCAGUAACUGGUAGCAAAACAUCAGCAGAGCAGCAGAAGCCCCCCACGUUGCUGCCAGAGCUCAGGGACAUCAAAGGUCACGGGACUGCUGCUGCCAUCACCUUUGUGGCCUCUGCCACCCCCGGAGAGAUGGCGGCUCCAUCCGCAGAUGGGUGCAAAGGUAGAGACUUGAUCGAGGAACGAGGAGGGGUGUGCUCUGGAGAUAAGGGGUUCUCUAAAAAUAAGCCCCAGUCGGCAAUGGCAUCGGUCAUUGUGCGAUCGUCUAUAAAGUACGACAGUCCCGUUGGUGCUAAGAAAUCUGGUGCUCUUAUCCACAAAGAGCUCCCCCAGGGGAGGUUCUACACAUCGAAGUUUCAGGACGAAUGUCCACGAGAACCUGCAGCAGGUAGGGUCAUCCAGCCUAACUUGAACCUGGAGGGUUAUAAAAAGACUCCUGUGCCAGGUGUGUCAGGACCUGUGGGAGCCGGUGCUACAAACUCUGUGUGCAGGACUGCCAUUUUAGUCUCCUCAGCUUUUGGCUCUCAGAGUAAAACCAGGAGCGCUACUCCUGAGCCAGUUUACUCGGCUCGAUGUGACUUUGCAGCGCUCAAACCUGGCACUGGGGGUCGGGUGCUCUGCCAUAUAAGACCAGAGACGGAAAAGGAGCUCCAGGAGGGCUUUGGCUCACACGCAUCUCCAGGCGUCUCUCUGAAUCCUGCGAGUGUAGCAGGAGCACCCCGCCCCAGCCCAAGCCUUACCCCAACACCUAGCUCAAUCUCUGGCUCGAGUCAGCCUUACGCCUCUUCGUUUAUCCACCUCAAGAAGCACAAAGCUGCUUUAGCUGCGGCACAGUCCAGAAGCAACCUUUCUACUCCUCCCUCGUCAGUCACAGCUGAAAAUUCUUCCUUAACUGUGGAUUCCACUGAGAAAACCCCCAUUUCCAGCUCCCCGCCUCCACCUGCUACUAGUCAGGCCUCCUCGGUCUCGUUUGACAGCAGCAGCAAUAGCUCAGCGAGCAGGAGUACCACACCAGGCAAGUCAAGUCCCCUGCUUAAUGGCCAGUCCCUGGGAUCAGCCUUACCGAGCUCUGCGCAGCCCAACAACUACCACAAGCUGAAGAAAGCCUGGUUAACCCGGCACUCCGAGGAGGACAGGAACACCGCUACCACUACAAGCUCCAGUAUGAAAGUGGAGAAAAGUCCGAGCACCACUACCACAAGCAACACAGCAGCCAUGUCAGAAAUGAUCAAGCCCUGUACCGUCAAUCUCAGCGCCUCCACCUCCAACGAGGUCGAGAUGAGCAAAGACAUUGGAAGCAAAGGUGACAGAGACAGACAGCCUGAGGACAAGUUGGCCGGAGCUCCAGGAGGCGGGGAGGAGAGAAAAGUGGGGUCAAGGAGGGUGAACAAACGCACAUACGAGUCUGGUUCGGAGAGCGGGGCAGAUGAUUCUGACACCAGCGAGAGCAAGAUGGAGGGCCGAGCCAAGCGUCAGCCUAAACCGACCUACAAGAAGAAGCAGAACGACAUGGCCAAGAAGAAAGGAGACAACGACAGAGAGGAAGACGACGUGAAGCCCAACGGCAUCUUCAGAUCGGCCCGAGAGAAGACUAAACUCAAACUGGCCAGCAGCAAUGGGAUCCCUCGCUCUGUGCUCAAGGACUGGAGGAAAGUGAAGAAGCUGAAGCAGACGGGAGAGUCCUUCCUGCAGGAUGAUUCAUGUUCAGAAAUUGGCCCCAACCUGCAGAAGUGUAGGGAGUGCAGGGUGGUCCGCAGCAAGAAAGGGGAGGAGCCCGCUCACUCCCCCGUCUUCUGUCGUUUCUACUAUUUCAGACGGCUUUCCUACAGCAAGAAUGGCGUCAUCCGGAUGGAUGGCUUCUCCACUCCAGACCAGUUUGACGAUGAGGCCCUCAGCCUGUGGGUCCCGGGGCCGAUGGAGCAGAGCCACCUGGACCAAAGCACAGCCAAGUACAUCCUGAGCUUCAUAGGAGACAAGUUCUGUCAGAUGGUAGCAACAGAGAACACUGCAUCCAGCUGGAUUAAGAAGGAUGCCAAGCUGGCGUGGAAGCGAGCAGUGAGAGGGGUGAGGGAGAUGUGUGACGCAUGUGAAGCCACACUUUUCAACAUCCACUGGGUCUGUCAGAAAUGUGGCUUUGUCGUCUGCCUAGACUGCUACAAGGCCAAGGAGAGAAAGAGCUCCAAAGAUAAAGAGCUGUAUGGAUGGCUAAAGUGUGUUAAAGGCCAAGCCCACGACCACAAACACCUCAUGCCCACCCAGAUCAUCCCUGGCUCAGUGCUGACAGACUUGGUGACGUCCAUGCACGCCCUGAGAGAAAAACACAACAUAAGCUCUCACUGUCCCUGUGCCAGCAAACAGAACCUUCUCACCAAACUGCCUGCCACCAACGGAGUCUCACAGGUUCUGCAGAAUGUUCUGAAUCACAGCAACAAGCUGUCCCUGGUGAAAGCUGAGCCAGGCUCUCUGCAGACCUCUGACCUAGGAGGAGUUAAGUCAGAAACUAACGGAGGAGGUGGUGGAGGAACCAGUCCAGGUAACGACGGUGCAAAUGCUCCCAUCACCCCGCCAGAGUCCCAGUCGCCUCUGCACUUCCUGGCAGACUUGGCAGAGCGGAAAUCCAGGGAGGAAAAGAAAGAAAACAAAGAGUCGGUGGUGCUGGGUAAAUCUGUGAAGGAGGACAAAGAAGGGGACAGCCUGGAAGUCCUGCAGCAGUGCAAAACCCCCUCACUGGGUAACAGUACAGAGCAGGGCUCCACACUCAGAGAUCUCCUCACCAGCACAGCAGGGAAGCUGAAGCUGGGCUCCACUGACGCAGGAAUAGCCUUUGCACCGGUCUACUCCACUGCUUCACAGACUGGGAAGGGUGGGCGGAGCAUGCCCAAUAUCCUCGAUGACAUCAUUGCUUCGGUUGUAGAGAAUAAAAUCCCCGCCAGCCGCCAGAACAUCAGCACUAAGUUGUCAGCGAAGCAAGAGCCCAUCACCCUAAGUAUCAACAAUAACGCCCCAGCUGAGGAAGCCAAAGCAGAGAAGAAGAAGUCAGCACCUGUUACUGCAGCAGAAGCGGAGGACUCGAGCAGUCAGCAUCCAGACAUCCCUCACUGCUGGCUGAACAACAGACGGCUACUGUGGCUCCGAGAUCACCGCAACCAGAACAACUGGAAGCUCUUCAGAGAGUGUUGGAAGCUCGGACAGCCUGUGCUGGUGUCUGGGAUCCAUAAGCGACUGAAUGCCAGUCUGUGGAAGGCCGACUCCUUCAACCAGGAGUUUGCAGACCAUCAGGGAGACCUCCUGAACUGCAAAGACCAGGUGCUGUCCAACUCUGGGAUCAAGGAGUUCUGGGAUGGAUUUGAAGACAUCACCAAGCGACCAAAGUCCAAAGAUGGCGAGCCCAUGGUUUACCGACUGAUGGACUGGCCAUCUGGAGAAGAGUUUAUGGCCCUCAUGCCUUCAAGAUAUGAUGACUUGAUGAAGAACCUGCCUCUGCCAGAGUACUCUGAUCCAGAAGGGAACCUCAACCUGGCUUCUCACCUGCCUUCAUUCUUUGUCAGGCCAGAUCUGGGGCCAAGACUCUGUUGUGCCUAUGGUGUAGCUGCAUCUCAGGACCAGGACUUUGGGACUGCAAAACUCCACGUGGAAGUGUCCGAUGUGGUCUCUGUUCUGGUCUAUGUUGGAAUAGCCAAAGGCAAUGGAGUCCUGUCCAAAACUGGAGUGUUGAAGCGUCUGGAAGAGGAGGAUCUAGAUGAGGGGGUUCGAAAGAGAUUAAAAGACUCGAGUGAAACACCAGGGGCGCUGUGGCACAUCUACCUCAACAGAGACAUGGACAAAGUCCGAGACUUCCUGCACAAGCUCUCUAAGGAGCAGGGUUUGGACGUGUCGCUGGACCAGGACUCCAUCAGAAAGCACGCAUGGUACCUGAGCAGGAAGCAGCGUCAGCGGCUGCUGGAUGAGCAUGGCGUCCAGGGCUGGACAGUCGUUCAAUUCCUGGGAGACUCUGUCCUUAUACCUGCAGGGGCCAUGCAUCAGGUCCAAAACCUCCACAGCUGUGUUCAAGUCAUCAAUGACUUUGUGUCUCCUGAGCACGUGGCUAACUCCUUCCACCUGACCCAGGAGCUACGACCCAACAACGAGGAGGUCAACUAUGAAGACAAACUACAGGUGAAGAACAUCCUGUAUCAUUGUGUGAAGGAGGCAGCGAGUUCCCUUAGAAAGAGCGGCUCUGAGAAAGACGACGAGGAACACAACUCAUGAUGCCCUCUCAGCCUCGUUCAUGCCUUCCACAGAUGGCUGCGACUCCCAUCAGCACCUCGCCCUUUCCACACCCUCCUCCUUCUGCCAUGGAGGGCUGUGUCACGUGACCACAAUAAAAGGCUGGCUCAAAGCUGGUCAUGUGAUCCAGAGGACCUCACAGUGUGACCCACAUUCAUGUCACACAUCGAGUGGCCAGUGAGAGGCACUGCCGCCCUUGUCAUCACCCCAAACCUUUAGUGCCAAGAGGAGACAAAUUGAAGAGCAGCUGGGCUGAGAGGGCUGAAAGCCCCACAGGCUCCAAACACAAAGCGAACGCUGGCUGGGAGCCUCACUAGAGCCAGUGUGAUGGAGUGAAUCAGCACUACAAACCUCCAAACGCGUCUGCAUCCAGCUGAAAUGCAGUUUCCACGGAGGCUCAGACUGUCGUAGCAGCACUGGUGGAGCCGCGCUCACUGCUUUGGAUGAUAAAGGCCAGGAACUCUAACCUAUGGCAGCAGCUAACACAGCUGAUGGCGUCAGCAUCACCAGCAGCAUUAGGAUCAAAACUGGCAUCUCUGAUGUUUCGAAAGGCAAAAAGACACACGAGGGCGGAAAAUGCAAACCAGAAAUCUCAGCUGUUUUAGUCAGCAGCCUCUGCUGCUCCCUCGUUUCUCGUUCCUUCGUGUCGUUCUUGUCCUUUUUUCUAGUUUUGUUGUGCUUUUUUUUCAGGAUUUCUUUCAUCUAACCUUGUUUUAUCUCCUCUGUGAAGAUGUAUUUAUUUCAUAGCUCUAUGAAAUGCAGUGUUAUUGAAACAAAAUGCAUUAUGUAAAUGUGAGUUGUACAGUUUGUUUUCUUUUGCUGUUUUUCAGUUGUAAUACGGCUCUACUGUGAUGGAGGACACACACACACACACACACCAGCUAAUGCCUGUACUUUGGGAAAUGUUGACGCUCUACAGUCCUCAUGCCAUAAAUACAUUUUCUGAAAAUGACCUGCCAAACUAUUGUAGACUGUGUAAAGUUGUAUUAUGUAAAGGAAACAACAAACGAAAUGGCUUAUACACGUCAGCAUUUUAUGAAAUAAGUAUUUGCUGUAAAAAUGAGACAUUUACAGAAAAGAUGUAAUUUAUUUAAGAAAAGAAUUGAUUGUCUUGUUUUUGUUAAGAUUUACUAUGGUGACAUUUUGAAGUUAAAACAUAAAAUAAAGAAAAAAUGAACUAUAAUAUGUACAUAUAUACAUC
Molecule: messenger RNA, 9494 nt
Organism: Pundamilia nyererei
Lineage: Eukaryota; Metazoa; Chordata; Actinopteri; Cichliformes; Cichlidae
Gene: jmjd1cb
Product: jumonji domain containing 1Cb
Exons: 30
Coding region: 248-8275 (2675 amino acids)
Biological process (GO): regulation of transcription by RNA polymerase II
Cellular component (GO): chromatin; histone deacetylase complex
Molecular function (GO): chromatin DNA binding; transcription coregulator activity; histone H3K9 demethylase activity
Source: RefSeq, a predicted model, not a curated record